CCAGCCCUGGAAAUAUUGGGUUGGGUUUUUUAGGCGGUUUCGGGUUUAAUCAUUUUGUAAGGAAGGGGCUUUCCUUUCCUUGGAUGCCCUCCUUCUCUCUCGCCGUCGACGUAACUGCUUUGAGAACCAGUCCGCGAGAGAGAGAGAGAAGAAUCACCAAGCCACAGCGGCGACAAGCAGGGUAAGGGUUGCAUCGUUUUGAGAGAUUUUGGAAGAGAUAAAAACAUGGGAGGCAAAGGAAGGAGGAGGAGAGAGAAGAACUACAGAGCUGCUCAUGGUGGUCCUGCCAGACUCCCGCCGCCUCCUGAUCCCUCUCAAGUCGAGGCUUUACCCUCUAAACUCCGCAAAAUCAUGUCCUUCACCUCCGAUUCUCUUCACGGGUCUGCGAAGGUUUCGAAGGACCAAAAAGCAGCGGAUGGAGAUACUGUGAAAAAGAAAGACCGCGCGGCGAAUCAAAUUAAGUUAGAGGCUACUGAAAUCAAAGAUGGAAGUGAUGAUAUGCAUUUCACUAAAUCUCAAUAUUCAGAUAGUGAGGAAGAAACUGUGCAGAAGAGCAAAGAUGGAAAGAAAACCAGGAAAAGAAAGAGGAAGCAAGCAACCGACCUUCGGUUUGAAACAAUGGUGGAUAAAUCAGGGAGCAGUUCUAAACGAAAAGAGCGGAAGAAAAAGUAUUUUGAAUCAAAGAAGAAAACGCAUAAGAAUGCUAACACAGAAGAGAACUUGGACUUCCCUGGAAGAGAGAUCAUAAGAUUUGGAGACGUGGUUGAAGCUCCACCCAAGUUGGUUUCAGUACCGAAGGGUUCAAAGACCUUGCAAGAUGCUUCCAAGGAGAGGCUAAGGUUACAGGCUAUUGAAGCCUACAGGAGUCGUAAAGGAUGGACCUCAAGACCGGGGGCAGCUCAACUACCUCCUGGGAGUACAUGAUAUUCAUUGAGGACUAUUUCGACUUCAAGCAUAUUCAUCAAUUGACAUUGGCAAUUAGUUUCUGCUGGCAUGAACCGUCUGGCGUCCACUUGUAUGAUUGUGAUUUAUCAUGCUGUUGAGUGCGGGCUCAAUUUUGUUGCAGAACAUUGGUGUCCUUGGUUUUGUUGAAUUCUGACAAUAGACAUCCCGUACUCAAUUCAUAGCUUAUAUAUGGCUUUUAUCUUUGUUUAAA
This is a messenger RNA of Theobroma umbraticum, 1156 nucleotides long. Its product is annotated as coiled-coil protein. NCBI's taxonomy places the organism in Eukaryota, Viridiplantae, Streptophyta, Magnoliopsida, Malvales, Malvaceae. The record is from RefSeq and is a predicted model, not a curated record.